AUGAGCCUCAUCACCCUGGUCAGUGGACUUGAAGUGCCGUUGCCAUCUAUCGUUCCCUACGGGGCUCUCGACUGGCUGCAGUCGAGGCCUCUGUUAUCCGCUUUCCAUGAUCUGCAAUCCUUGUAUGAUGAGCUGCGCAUGCUCGACGAUAUGUCGGACGGGGAAUAUGAUCAGAUCGAGCGUCAAUACAGUGAAAUGAUUCAGAUACAAGUCCAACCUCAAACUCCGGAACCCGACAAGAUUCCCCCCCUUGCACCAAAUUGGUACUUGGCGUAUAUGUUAAGAGAACGUAGAAGAGAGGAACUCACUCGCAUACUCGAUCACCGCAGGGUCGAGCUACGGAGCAUAGCGAACGAGCUCUCUCGUCCAAGACUGCGACGUUUGAAGCUCCUCGACCUCCCAACAGAGAUUCUCUGUUAUAUUGUCAACUUGUUCAGGUGGCAGCGAAAAGACCCCGACUGGGAGAGCGAAGAAAACCUUGAGGUGAUCCGAGGAAUCCGGCUGGUUUGUCGUCGCUUACACAAGAUUGCAACACCAUUGCUGUUUCGCAUCCUGCGCCUCUCGGUCACGACGACGUCUCUGGUGCAUGCGAGGCGAGUGCUGGAAAACCCGCUCAUGGCAUCCGGCGUGGAGAGGUUGCAGCUCUCUCUGCGGUAUUGUCCAGAGCAACCGGCUUUGGACUACUGGAAUUAUCUAAGACAUGCCAACCUGUGUCUCGAGGAAAUUUUAGUUCACGCAAAGAGUACCGAGGAAUUUCAGCGGUGUAAGUACGAUUUAGCUGAGGACGAGCGAAAUCGGCUACAGGGCCCUGCCGAUCAUGAUGUUGAUGACGCGGGCAAACAUCAUAAGUCAUUUUUUUGGGAAGUUCACGACAUCCUGAAUACGAUGGAUCACGUUAUGAUUGAAACUCUCCAAGCUCUUGGUCGGCCAGCAGGUGAUAAUGGUAAUGCCGAUUAUAAGCCAAAGGACGAAUUUGAGGCCCGUUGCCAGAGGCUCAUGAGGGCAAGCCAUGAACGGUUCCGCACCCUCCACGAGGAACAAUACAAACUCUUGGAGAGUAGAGAGUUUGUCACGGAGCUGGCGAAGCUUGUAGCACGAAUGCCCAGGACCCCCACACUGUUCAUGACUGACUACAAAUGGAGGUUUUUCGAACGCGAAGAGCCCAAGGACGUGGAUGAAUUCGUGGUGGACCUGCUUUCCCAGCCCUGGGGCUGGGACGAGAUCGAGCAUAUGUGGGUCGCAGGCCAAGUCGACGUCAAGAUGGCCUGCGUGCGCCUGUUGUCCGAGCUCCCGAUCGCCCUGUACCGUGCGGGCGUUCGCCUUGAGACUCUUGAGAUCGGCGUCAUGCCCAUGUACACCAGCUUCAUCGAGCUCUGUCCCCAACUCCCGCCGCCGCCAGACGAUACUACCGCUUCCUCAACACCAACCUCCUCUUCAUCCCAGCCUGGCCGUACCGAGAGAACGCCCUGGCACGACCUAAUCGACUCCUGCGCCUCCCUAACCACCUUCCACGUCCUCCCCUCUUGCUGCGACUGCGUCUCCAGCAUUUGGCCCUGUUCCCUCGACAAAAGUGUCCGGCCCGUCACGCGCAAGAUCCAGCUGCGCGAGUACCAGCGCCAGCUCCUCAACCGCUACUUCGGCUCCAUCAUCUACGGCUGCGCUCAGCGCAACCUGCGCUCGCUGCGCCUCUCCCUCAGCCGUUUCUAUACUUUUGUCCCGUCGCGCGUGCCGGAAGACAACGCAGCCCAUUGGAACAUGCCGCCCCCGCCGGAUCCGCGUCCUGCGCAUGCGCUUGAGGGGUUGAAUGACUUUUAUUGGCGUGCGUAUGAUGUGAGUCAGCUGCUUAACGGGCUACCGCCCCUGCCAAAACUGCGGGAAUUCGAGCUGGCCGGUGUAUCCGUCCUCAAGCGUGGUACGUUGGCCGCGUUCAUCCUCGGCGCGAUACCCGACCGCAGUCUCAGACGUGCGGGGCUGAACUGGGUCGAACUGGAGUGGGGGGAUGCCUGGACGCAUGUGCUGGAUUGCUUAAGGCAGAAGAUUGAUCGGGAGAAUGGGACGAAGACGGACAAGGAUAGGUUUAGGUGGUGUCAGAUGCAUAUUGGAGGUUUUAAAGGAGGGUUGGAGUUUACGGGGAGGAGGCCGAGGAAUCUCUUGACUUUUUGUAGCCAGGUUCAGAAGUACAUGAUGGGGAAUACGGAGGAGAAUCCGUGUAGGCGGUUUUUGGUGCCGAGGGGCCAGGAGAUUGAGGAUGCGACGUCUGACGAGGAUGACUAG
Messenger RNA from Thermochaetoides thermophila DSM 1495, 2274 nucleotides. RefSeq lists its product as uncharacterized. Lineage: Eukaryota; Fungi; Ascomycota; Sordariomycetes; Sordariales; Chaetomiaceae. The transcript has a single exon. The record is from RefSeq and is a predicted model, not a curated record. Bases 1 to 2274 code for a protein of 757 amino acids.